AUGCCAUACAGAAAAGUUGGCGAGAACCAGGAGCCCGGUGGCGUUGUCAACGACUAUUGGGCGACAACUUUCACCGCUGCUAACACCACUACCGAACCCUACAUUCUCGUCAACCAAACAGACGUGCAGAAGUGGCAGUUUGGCCCAUGGUAUCCCAACGGCCCCGUGUACGCGCUGCAGUGGCCUAUAAGUUGGGAUGGCUCCAUCAAGACGUGUGACUCCAGUCCGUUAGGUCUAUUUGGAACGCUCUUCUUCAAUAUCAACAUCAACAGUCCGGAACCCGACUUAAAGAGUUUGGUAGGGGAAUGUCCCCAGCUAGGCGGUGCGUACGAGAUCAACACAACAGCUAAGAACAGCUCCUGCUCCGCGGUUGUGAGCAAUAGCAGUAAUGGAGACUCUUGUGCUGUCCCCUUGAACAAGACUACAGUUGGGAGUAUCUCAAGCGCCUUGCAGAGCCUUAUUACAGCGUCAGCAUCCACAGCAGCGGCCAGUGUAACGGUCACACCUUCACGGCCGGCGCAUAAUAUUGCUGUUAGUUCAGAUGUUCCGUUACUACAUGUAUUGGUUGCUAUAUUUCUUCUUGGCCGUUACAAGGGCACCUUCACGAGAUGUGGUGAUCUUAUCUCGAAUGAUCCGCCAUGGGGUGGAGAACGUGAAUGUGUAUAG
Talaromyces stipitatus ATCC 10500 is the source of this 666-nucleotide messenger RNA. RefSeq lists its product as uncharacterized. The record is from RefSeq and is a predicted model, not a curated record. The transcript is spliced from 2 exons. The coding region runs from base 1 to 666 and encodes 221 amino acids. Lineage: Eukaryota; Fungi; Ascomycota; Eurotiomycetes; Eurotiales; Trichocomaceae.